AUGUCGAACUCCUACGUCCGACCUCCUCAUUAUCAGAGACAUCAUCAGUCCAUGCUGUUGAAUCUUUCCAGCAUACAUCCGCACUUCGAGACAGAUAAUUUCGACCGCGAGUACCAAAAAGAACUUGCUUCGGUCAUUUCUCAAUAUCCGCUGACUGGUUUGGACUUCUGUUAUUACUGGACUGAGAAAGUCUUGUGGGAUAGAUUUCAAUUAUCUAGUGCAUAUGGCGAAUUUCCUGGUAAAUAUGGUGGUCCCGAGUAUAUUGUUCAACAACAAGUUGGUCAAUUGCCUCCCACUCCAGAAUCUGCUGAACCAGCACCUGCGAUAACUGCAGAUUUCUUUGAUAACAUCUUGGAGAGUUUGGGGACUCCAAGCCGCCCUGCGAAACCUGUCCAACCAAUCAGCGCUCAGGCUCCAGAGAUGUCUAAAGCUGCCUACGAAACACCUGUCUCUAAACCUGUCCAACAACGAGUGGAUCUCAUGGCAAUGCCAUCUCGCAAACUAGCUCAUAAUCAUUUCGAGGGAUACCUCAAGCCUCCAAAUACACCAGCUUCGGUCUCAAUACAAGCACCCCGAGAUUACCCCAAAGACUUUGUCUAUCCCGAAAGCCCAUACACUUCAGCACAAGACUCUCAAGCCUUUGCCAACGCCCCAGUCAAUCCCGAAGGCCUAGGCACUUCGCAGACUUCAAAUGAAUUUCCGGUAUCAACCACCGGACCCGACCCUCCAACUUCAACACCUUCAUCGCUCUUAGCUGCUCGGCUUGCUUUACCUGGCUUCCCCAACCCCAUUGCAACAUCCAACUCCGCACCUGCUGCACCAUCCUCGUCAUUGACACCUCUUCCUCCUCUCCUACUCCCCGAUUCAGUUGUCAAAGAUCCCGACACUGGCGAACUCAUCACAAUAAAGAUGUUUGAGCGUCGCUGUCUUGGUCGUGGUGCUGAAAUUGCCAUCAGACAGGCACAAGCUGCCGUUAAGGCGACACCAAAUCGUAUGACCAAGCCUGUAGCCCGUUUGUUGUUGGAGGAUUCACUCACCACGGCAUUGGCCAAUAUUAUCCAAGAACAAAGCCAGCAGUAA
This is a messenger RNA of Botrytis deweyae, 1080 nucleotides long. RefSeq lists its product as uncharacterized. NCBI's taxonomy places the organism in Eukaryota, Fungi, Ascomycota, Leotiomycetes, Helotiales, Sclerotiniaceae. The transcript has a single exon. The record is from RefSeq and is a predicted model, not a curated record. Bases 1 to 1080 code for a protein of 359 amino acids.